Messenger RNA from Balearica regulorum gibbericeps (East African grey crowned-crane), 178 nucleotides. Lineage: Eukaryota; Metazoa; Chordata; Aves; Gruiformes; Gruidae. The record is from RefSeq and is a predicted model, not a curated record.
AUGGCUAUUGACUGGAUUGGUUUUGCAUACGCUGCAAUGUUGGCUGUUGGAGGUGUUGUAGGAUACACUCGUAAAGGAAGUAAAAUCUCUUUAGCUGCUGGUCUCACCUUUGGUUCUGUGGCUGGUUAUGGAGCUUACUGCAUAACACGUGAUCCGAGAAAUGUGAAGAUAUCAUUGU